AUGUCUGCUUCGGAUGGUUCUGUAGGUGGAUUUAUAGCUAGAAAUAAGACAGCUAUAAUUGCUACUGUCGCUGCUGGUUCUGCUGCACUUGGUGCUUAUUACUAUUACACACAAUUACAAAGGCAGAUUGAUGAUAGUUCUUCUUCCAAGAAGAAGAAAAAGAAGCAUAGUAAAAAGAAAAAGUCUACUUCUACUGAUGAGAAAUCAAACUCAAAGAAUGAAACUGCUAAAGUAAUUUAUCCAGUUGCUUCCAAUGGCGAACCUGACUUAUCUGGUAAAGAUUCUUUUUCUGACGAAUUAAAAGAGAAAUAUGCUAUGGCUUUAAAAGAUAAAGGUAAUGAUUAUUUUAAAAAACAAGAUUUUGAAAAUGCUUUAAAGUAUUAUAAUUAUGCAUUGACAUUGAAACAAGAUCCAGUCUUUUAUUCAAAUAUUUCAGCAUGUUAUGUUUCACUAGGUCAAUUAGAAAAAGUUGUUGAAAGUAGUACUGAAGCCUUGAAAUUGAAACAUGAUUAUUCAAAGGCUUUGCUACGUAGAGCCUCUGCUUAUGAAAGUUUAGCCAAUUAUGUUGAUGCCAUGGUCGAUUUAUCUGUUCUAUCUUUAAAUGGUGAUUUCAAUGGUGCUUCAAUCGAACCAAUGUUGGAAAGAAAUUUGAACAAGCAAGCUAUGCAAGUGUUGAAGGAAAAAAUUGCUGAAAACAAACCACAGUUACUACCUUCAAACACUUCUUUAGCAUCUUUCUUUGGUGUCUUCAAACCAGAAGUUAGUUUGAACAACUUUAAUGAAAAUUCCGAAUCUGAAAAGGAAUUAUUAAACGGUUUAACUAACCUAUACUCAAGAACAAAUGACGGUUAUUUAGUUGCCGAUGAAUCGUUUCAAAAGGCGGUUAAAUUAUUGGAGAAGGAAUACGAAGAAAACAAGGAGAACAAUGACAUCAAAGAGAAAUAUGCUAUUGCUUUAGAAUAUAACGGUAUAUUAAAAUUCUUAAAGAAUGACCCAUUAGAUGCUCACAAUGAUAUUCAAAAGGCUAUCUUUAUUUUCCCAAGAGUAAACUCAUAUAUUUACAAUUCUUUGAUAUUAGCCGAUAAAGGUGAAACUGAAGAAUCCAUUAAAAAUUUUGAUGCCGCUAUUAACUUAGACGCAACCAACGCAGCUACUUACUACCACCGUGGUCAACUUUAUUUCUUAACACAACAAUACGAAAAAGCUGGCAUUGAUUUCGAUAAGGCUAAGGAAUUAGAUGAAUCAAAUAUUUUGCCAUAUAUCCAACUAGCUUGUUUAGCUUACAAGGAAAACAAAUUCAACGAUUGUGAAACUUUAUUCAGCGAAGCUAGAAGGAAGUUCCCAACCGCUCCUGAAGUUCCAAACUUUUAUGCCGAUGUCUUGUUAGAAAGAAAUGAGUUCGAUAAGGCUUUAAAGCAAUACGAUAUUUCUAAGAAACUAGAAGAAGCGGUUGAAGGUAUUCACGUAGGUAUUGCACCAAUGAUUGGUAAGGCAACAUUAUUAGCCAGAAACCCAAUUGUCGAAAAUUUAUUAGAGUCUACCGAAUUAUUCGAAGAAGCUUGCAAAUUAGAUCCAAGAUCCGAGCAAGCUAAAAUUGGUUUAGCUCAAUUAAAACUUCAACAAGAAGAAGUCGAUGAAGCUAUAGCCUUAUUUGAAGAAGCUGCUUUCUUAGCAAGAAAUAUGGAUGAAAAAUUACAAGCCACUACUUUUGCCGAAGCAUCUAAAGUACAAAAGAAGGUCAGAUCUGACCCUGUUAUUAACCAAAAAAUCCAAGAAACUUUAGCUGCUUAUCAACAACAAGGAUUAAUGUAA
Tetrapisispora phaffii CBS 4417 is the source of this 1812-nucleotide messenger RNA. RefSeq names its product protein channel TOM70 (gene TOM70). The coding region runs from base 1 to 1812 and encodes 603 amino acids. Gene Ontology annotation, cellular component: mitochondrial outer membrane. The transcript has a single exon. Gene Ontology annotation, molecular function: protein binding. The record is from RefSeq and is a predicted model, not a curated record. Lineage: Eukaryota; Fungi; Ascomycota; Saccharomycetes; Saccharomycetales; Saccharomycetaceae.